GCUCGCCCCGUCAGGAAGUGUGUCGCGUUAAAUCCCGAAGUAAUAAUCCUGUUUACCGGGGCCCAGAGGACGCUACGCGGGUGUCGUGUGUGUCCAGGGCGGACGGGUCGUGUGUUCGAUCUUGUCUCCAUAACGGCAUCGCAGCGCUCGUGUGUUUAUGCAGGGUACACGCGCGCGUCUGCUCCGUGCGAGGCGGGGUCUUGUUUUCCUGUGCGGUCGCGCUCUGCUCUUCAUCUAACGCCUUGCCUGACAUGGGAUGCUGCGGCAGCACGGAGCGGACCAAGAGGGAAUGGAGGCCGCUGGAGGACCGGAGCUGUACCGACCUGCCGUGGUUCCUCCUCUUCGUGCUCUUUUGCGUGGGGAUGGGCGGGAUCUGUGGUUUUACCGUGGUAACGGGCGGUGCGGCGCGGCUGGUGUAUGGCUACGAUAGCUAUGGCAACACGUGCGGUCAGCCCAACGAGCAGCUGUAUGGAGUCCGACUCAGUGGCCUGGACCACCGCGACCGCAGGUUUGUGUUUUUCCUGGAUCCGUGUAACAUCGACAUCGUGCAGCGUAAGAUCAAGUCUCUGGCGCUGUGUGUGGCCGAGUGUCCAGGAGAGGAGCUACACACCUACGCCGACCUCAAACGCUUCGCCAUGAUGAACGGCUCUGAGCUGUGCUCCUAUGAGCUGGCCGGUCAUAAGUACCCCAGCCACCCUGACCGCUGGGACAAGUGCCCCAAACUUCCAGUACCCCAGAGUAAGCCGCUGCCGGUGUUUAACCGCUGCACUCCCAUGGACAUCUCGUGCUACGCCAAGUUCGCCGAGGCCGUGGUGACCUUCGUCAGCGACAACAGCCUCCUGCACCGGCUCAUCGCCAGCAUCGCCGCCAGCAAGGAGAUCAUCAUCGGCCUCUGUGUGCUCGCACUAGUGCUGUCUAUGAUCCUGAUGGUGAUUAUCCGCUACAUCUCGGCUGUGCUGGUGUGGAUUCUGACCGGCCUGGUGGUGCUCGGUUCUCUUGGAGGCACCAGUAUUCUGUGGUGGCUGUACAUCGAUCACAGGUUGAGUGUGAACGACACUCAGCUGAAGGACCCGGAGGAAGAGGGAGCGGAGCCAGUGGAGGAGGAGGAGACGAAAGAGAAAACACACGCCCUCAUGAUCUACGCCAUCGCAGCCACCGUCUUCACUGUGAUCCUGCUGCUGCUGAUGCUCUUCAUGCGUAAGCGCGUGGCGUUGACCAUCGCUCUGUUCCGUGUGGCCGGUAAGGUGUUCAUCCACCUGCCGCUGCUGGUCCUGCAGCCCUUCCUCACCUUCCUCGUCCUCCUCGCCUUCUGGACCUACUGGCUCCUGGUGCUCCUCUUCCUCGGCACCAGCGGUGACCCAAUCCAGAAUGAGACUGGCCUUAUUGAGUUCCGGCUGACGGGGGCCAAGCAGUACCUGACGUGGUACCACACCUUCGGCCUGGUGUGGGUCAGUGAGUUCAUCCUGGCCUGCCAACAGAUGACCAUCGCUGGAGCUGUGGUUACAUACUACUUUACAAGGGAUAAGGGGCGGCUGCCCAUCACCCCCAUCCUGUCGUCGGUGCUGCGCUUGGCGCGCUACCAUCUGGGCACCGUGGCGAAGGGCUCCUUCAUCAUCACUCUGGUCAAGAUCCCCCGACUCAUCCUCAUGUAUGUCCACAACCAGCUCAAGGGCAAGGAGAACGCGUGUGCUCGCUGUAUGCUGAAGACUUGUAUUUGCUGUCUCUGGUGUCUGGAGAAGUGCCUCAACUAUCUGAACCAGAAUGCGUAUGCAGCAACAGCGAUCAACAGCACCAGCUUCUGUGUGUCGGCACGUGAUGCGUUCGUCAUCCUGGUGGAGAAUGCGCUCAGAGUGGCGGCCAUCAACACCAUAGGAGACUUUGUGCUCUUUUUGGGCAAGGUGCUGAUCGUGACGUGCACGGCGUUUGCGGGCGUGCUGGCGCUGAACUACCAGCGGGACUACAGUGAGUGGCUGCUGCCUCUGCUGCUGGUGGGGCUCUUCUCCUUCCUGGUGGCCCACUGCUUCCUGUCCGUCUUCGAGGCCGUAGUGGACGUGCUCUUCCUCUGCUUCGCCAUCGACACCAAGUACAACGACGGCACGCCAGGCCGCGAGUUCUACAUGGACAAGGCCCUUAUGGAGUUUGUGGAGAACAGCAGGAAGUCUGCAGCAGCAACCGAACGUGUGCGGAGUCGCGCUCGGGAAGAGGCGGAGCUUACAGCCAUGGUGAGUGAAGGAGAGGGCGAGGAGGAGGAGGCUCCUGAUUGGCCGGCGCCGGAGUGGGAGGAGCUGCAGGAGUUCCAGCUCUACUUCCUGCUGGUGUGUGUGCUGGUGGACUGGGUGGUGUGGGAGCAACCUCUGGUGCUGUGUGUGACGCAGGACGUGCUGCUCUUCAUGUGUGUGUCGCUGCCCACCUCCUCGCUCUUCCUGAUCGCCUCCAUGCUGCAGCCCACACACACACACACCGCCGUGGGGUGUCAGCUCCCAGCAGCGUCAGCAGAGGGCGCCAGCACACAGCCAUCUCCACCACCACCACCUCCAGCAGCACCGUCACCAAAGCCCUCAGCUACCAGUAGAGGGCGAUAACACUUACUACUGCCACGCAGUUAAGCCCUCACCCACCUGUAGAGGGCACUAACACUUGCAGUUAAGCCCUCACCCACCUGUAGAGGGCACUAACACUUGCAGUUAAGCCCUCACCCACCUGUAGAGGGCACUAACACACCACUGCCAUGCAGUUCACCCCUCCGCAGGGUUCAGCAGGGUCCAGCACUAACCUGCGCUACCCAGCGCUACCCAGCGUGUCGAGAUGGCCUCUCUGGCGCCACCUGGUGCUUGUGCUGAUAACACACGCUCACUCACCGGCCUGCUAACUCACCCUCCUCUCACCUUCAUCCUCCUCGUCAUCAUCAUCAUCAUCAGCGCCCCUCUUCUCAUCCAUCAUGCCUCCGUCGGCCGCCGUCUGCCUCCGCACUCCUGAGUCGCAGCUCAACCUUGAACUUUGAACUCUGAACUCUAACCUUUGGCCUUACAUAGCACCAGUGACCUUAGACAGAGAAUGGGGGAAUGGGGGGUGUGAGACAUUCUGAAGAGAGAGAGAGAGAGAGAGAGAGAGAGAGAGAGAGAGAGAGAGAGAGAGAUGAAUAGGAGACCAGUGAAGAGGAAAGGAGGAUAGAUGAGCUGAGUGGAGAGAGGAAAAAAAGAGAGGAGAGGAGAAGAGAGAUGAUGAAAAGAGAGAAAGAGAGAGGAAAAUGAAAGGAUGGGAGUAGAGGGGAGGGGACAAGAGGAGGAGAGCAGAGAUAGAAGAGAGGAGAGGAGGAGAGAUAGAAGAAAAGAGAGGAGAGGAGGAGAUUGUUGCCUUCUGAGACUAGGGAGGGUCUUUGGCAGAGAUCAGGCACCAGGACCGUCCUCAGCUUGAGUCUCCCGAAGACCUUUUUAAAGACAUUCCAAAUGAUUAUUUUUACGUGUAACAUGUUUACUAUGGUUUCACUCCAGGGAAAAUGAUAUUUUAAUAAGAGACUGGAAACAAACAAAACGAAACGAAUAACCGCAUAAUGAAGCACUUUAAACUGGAGCGCUGCACACACACACCCUUCAGUAAACGAUGACGUUUCACACUGAUGUCCUUUUUAUAAGACUAAACCAGUCUGGCGCCACCUAGUGGAGAUCUGCAGUACUGACCAGUAAAAUCACUCCUUCACCGGGGGACAGAGGUUCUCACCACAGACGAGUGUGUAUUUGGCCUCACUGCCCCUGCCGGAGGGUGGUGUGUGUGUGUGUGUGUGUGUGUGUGCGCCGGGCAGCCGAGAGCGCUCACAUCUCACUGCUCGUCCCUCGUCUAACACUCGUUUUCUAAUGCAACGUUCUACCCAAUCACAGUGAGGAGGAGGAGGGGCCUCCAGCGGGGAGAGGAAGGACGCCGCCGCUCCAGAACUCACUGGCACUCCACGCUACCUGCUCCUUUCUUUCGGUCGCUUCGUUUGGUUGCUUGUUUGUUUGUUUGUUUGUUUGUUUUUUUGUUUAUUUGGUGGGUUCGUGUGGAUGGUCAAAGAUCAGACUGUUACCAAGGCAACUGGGCAUGGAGCACCAUCCCACGGAUCCCUCACAAACCCUUGAAGAACCCUUGAUGAACCCUUGAGAACUCUACUAAGGAACCCUGGAGAACCGUCUGCUCUGGACAACCCCAUCGACCGGAGGCGUGUCAGCGGAUCACAUUCUCCUCCCAUUGGCCAGCGCCCUAAUCAAUCACACAGUGGGGGCGGGACUGCUGCCUGGGAGACAUUUUGUGGGUGUGGCUUCAUGGACUCACUGAUCGAACAGAAUGCUAACGCUAACAUUGACAAUACACAGAUGUCUUCCUACUGACACACACACACACACACACACUCACAUGGACACACACACUCACUGCCAUAAAGGUUUCACACACAUUUCCAUUAAAGCAAGCACACUCACUCAAUAGAGAGCACAUACAUGCAUAUGCACUAACACUCAUAGAGAACAGAGAGUAUGUACUUACACCCACACUUAUCGCAGUGACACACACACACACACACACACACACACACACACACACACACACAUACACCUGUGCUCACUGUCCUAUAACCUUUGUAUUGUGCAUUAGGGGUGGGGGGGUUGGUUAUGAACACACACGCACACACAAUCCCAUGUUGAAUGUGUACAAACACAAACCCACGUGCACUUAGUCCUAUCCUGAACGUGCGUGCACACACACACAAACACACACACACACAGACACACACACUGCCUUAUCCAGUUUAUCAUCUGCCUUCAGCUCUACGCUAUUGGUUAGAGACAGUGACCCUGCUCUGCAUUUCGCCCAAUGGGAGCAGAGUGUGGAAUGCCUUAAGCUGGAACCCCUCCCCUUUCUGCAGUGCAUUGUGGGAGCAGGAAAGGACUGUUAAAAUGGCACCGAUUUAAUUUUCAGUUUCACAUAUCCAACCGCGUCAAACACACACGCUUUCAGUCAGCAACCGGGUCCUGCACACACUCUUUCAGUCAGCAACUAGCGUCGACAUCAGACCAACUUUUCCAGUGGAUGCGUUUCCCUCUGAGCAUAGCACAGGUCCACCUGAAGGGGGCGCUAAUCAGCUUCUGCUCUACCCAGGGGGAGGUAUGGGGCCGUUAGUGCUGCUCCACUAGGGGGAGGUAUGAAGCUGUUAAGUGCUUGCUGUGCUGGCCAGAUGUUUGUUAAUAUUCUGAAUGGCAGGGUGGAGUGUGACGUGUGGCUUCUGAAAAAUAGUGGGUCAUGAAGCUACACACUGACAGUUACAGCGAGCUUCCACUCUGCACUACCGCACACACACACACGCACACACAGUAACUGUGUAUUAGGAAAGCAUGCAGUGUGCAUAGCGCACACACACAUAGAUUGGGCACACACCUUUUUAAACUUUAGAGUAACGCACGUCUGUCCCGCUUGUAGAGCGCAAUAGGCAGACGACAGUGACCUUCACACAGGCCUGAGGGAGGAGCCUAUGAUCAGAUUUGUAGGAGGAGCUUAUGAUCAGACAUGUGGGAGGAGCUUAUGAUCAGGCAAAUGGGAGGGGCUUCUGAUCAGGCAUGUGGGAGGGGCUUAUGAUCAGCCACUUUAGUUUUGCUUUAGAGCUUAGAACCCAAUUUAGAGUCAAGUUUGAUUCAUGAGGCAACUCUCAACAUCUCUCCUCGGUCCUGGGACUCGUUCCCACUGAUCUAUAAAGAACACUGAAUAGAAUAUCCCAUUGAUGCCGCCACAUCAUUCUUUAUAGAUCAGCGAGAACGAGGAUCGAGGACUAAGGAGAGACGUUGAGAAGAGGCUAUUGAGUUCCUUGAUCUUGGCUCAUCAGAAUGUUUUUAGAGGAAUAGUUGUUCGUGAGCUCAUCAGAACUUUUUAAGGGAAUAGGCCUAGUUCUUGUCUGGGCUCACCAGAGCAUUUUUAGGGAAUAGUUCUUGUUAGUGGGCUCACCGGAACAUUGUCAGAGGAGUGCCAGUCAGUGAACUCACUGGAACUACCAGAUGCAUUAUAAAGCAUUUUGUACAAAUCACACACACACACACACACAGAGACAAACACACACACAUACACACACAAGUGUAGCGUAGCAUGGUGUGAGAGAUGCUGUAGUAUCCUCUUAAAUCUAAAUUUACUGCAGAGAUUUUGUAGCUCAUGCACAGACAUUCGACACGGUAUGAUGUACUAUAAAACACACCUUUUCUAGACGUCCCAUACGAGCUUAGAGAGGAUAGAGCACACACAUACACACACAUCAUAUCUAUGUAGACAUACACACGUUGGUGCUGUGUGUGCGUGUCUAAACCCUGACUUUGUGGGAUGUGGGUAUUCCCUAUAUAAACAUGCACUCAUAGACAUACACUUUUUUCUAAAUCUACAUGCAUUGAUGCGUACUAUGUGUGUGUGUGGUUGAACUACUUAUUUGUGUGGGAAGGUGGGUAUUUCUUUAUGUAAACACACACACAUACAUACUCAGACACGCUUUGUAAAUGUACUUGCAUUGGUGCAUAAUGUGUGUGUGUGUGUGUUGAACCAUGAGUGUGUUUGGAGGUGUGUAUGUGUGUAAUGAACCCUGCAAACUGCGUUGAGGUCUGUGUGUGUGUGUUGAACCCUGAGCGUGUGUUAUGAGGUGAGGGUUUCAUCUUCUUGUGUGUGUGUUAUGAGGUAUGUGUGUGUGUGUGUUGAACCCUGAGCGCGUGUUAUGAGGUGUGUGUGUGUGUGUGUGUUAUGAGGUGAGGGUUUCAUCUUCUUGUUGUUUUGCCAAACUGACGUAAAGGGACGAAGGGCAUCACACCUCAGUUAGUGAUGUCACUUCCUGUUACCUUUCCCACACACAGCACUGAUCUGAUGUGGGAAGGAAGGGAUGAAAAAGGGAGCGAGAAAGGAAUGGUAACAUGGAUGGAGAAAGAAAAAGUGUGUGUAUGUUCACAAGGGAUGGUGUAGUGUAUUUUAGUGGACAUCAGGCGUUUGUGUGGAGGGUGAGAGUUGUGACGUAGAUGUGUAUAUGAUGGGAGCAGGGGCUUUCGAUAGACAUCUGGUGGGUGUGUGUCCUGAUAAGUGUGUGUGUGUGUGUGUGUGUGUGUGUGUGGUGAAGCAAGGCCUUGUUUAGACCUUCAACCUGCAUUAAUGGUGUUUAACAGUGAACUAAUGUCUUUCUUUCUUUCUUUUUUAUAUUUAUUUCAUAUGUAUUUGUUUUUUAAAGUAAUAAAGGAAUAAAACUUUAAA
Messenger RNA from Sardina pilchardus (European sardine), 7236 nucleotides. RefSeq names its product solute carrier family 44 member 1b (gene slc44a1b). Gene Ontology annotation, molecular function: transmembrane transporter activity. NCBI's taxonomy places the organism in Eukaryota, Metazoa, Chordata, Actinopteri, Clupeiformes, Clupeidae. Bases 252 to 2582 code for a protein of 776 amino acids. The record is from RefSeq and is a predicted model, not a curated record. The transcript has 16 exons. Gene Ontology annotation, biological process: transmembrane transport.